Neltuma alba is the source of this 498-nucleotide messenger RNA. RefSeq names its product defensin-like protein. Gene Ontology annotation, biological process: defense response. The record is from RefSeq and is a predicted model, not a curated record. Bases 51 to 284 code for a protein of 77 amino acids. The transcript has 2 exons. NCBI's taxonomy places the organism in Eukaryota, Viridiplantae, Streptophyta, Magnoliopsida, Fabales, Fabaceae.
CUCUCUCUCUCUCUCUCUCUCUCUCUCUUUGUCUUUCAUAUUUCUCAGGCAUGGCUAGGUCUCAGCCUCUAGCUUCCACCAUGUUCGUCCUCCUUCUCCUUCUCGUCGCCACUGAGAUGGGGCCGAUGAUGGCAGAAGCGAGGACGUGCGAGUCUCAGAGCCACCGCUUCAGGGGAGCCUGUGUCAGCAAAUCUAACUGCGCCAACGUUUGUCGGACUGAGGGAUUCCCCGGCGGCCACUGCCGCGGCUUCCGACGACGCUGCUUCUGCACCCGACCUUGUUGAUCCGUCAACUUUAAUUUCACUCUCAAGUUGCGCCGUUCGUGCAUGUUUGAGAAUAAUGCUUUUGAGUCUUUCUGAGAUGCUUCAUUUGCUUUGUCUGUGUCUUUAAUUUCUGUGUGUUAGAGGUUCUCAUUUUCCUGGGUUUAGGUGAAGAAAGAAUGGCUCGUGGUGUGAAAGUGAUCAAGCAAUAAACCGACUCUUUCAUUGAUUUGCUUUC